Messenger RNA from Ahaetulla prasina, 2194 nucleotides. RefSeq names its product RNA-binding protein 4-like. The coding region runs from base 157 to 1107 and encodes 316 amino acids. NCBI's taxonomy places the organism in Eukaryota, Metazoa, Chordata, Lepidosauria, Squamata, Colubridae. The transcript has 3 exons. Gene Ontology annotation, cellular component: cytosol. The record is from RefSeq and is a predicted model, not a curated record. Gene Ontology annotation, molecular function: mRNA binding.
AAAAGAAAGGAAGAAAGGAGAGAAAGGAAGGAAGGAAGAGGGAGGGAGGGGGAAAAAAAGGAAGGAGAGAGAAAGAAAAGAAAAGAAAAAAAGGGCGGGGGUCGUUGCAUUGCACGAGGAGGAAUCCGGGCCGGAUUCCUGGCAGGUGGGGCCACCAUGGUCAAGAUCUUUGUUGGGGGUCUUUCUCCUUUGGUCACAGCCGAAGAACUGCGGAAGCUGUUUGAGCAGUACGGCCAAGUCAACGAGUGCGACAUUUUGAAGAAUUUUGCCUUCGUCCACAUGGAGAAGGAAGACGAGGCCCACCAGGCCAUCAGUACCCUGCACAAGAGCGAAUUCUACGGGACCCACUUGACCGUGGAGUACGCCACCUCCAAGAUCCGCAACGCCACCAAGAUCUACGUGGGGAACGUCUCGGCCAAGGCCACCACCGCCCAAAUCCGCCAGCUCUUCGAGCGCUUCGGCAAAGUGGUGGAGUGCGACAUUGUCAAGAACUUCGCCUUUGUCCACAUGGCCAAGGAGCGGGAAGCCAUGGACGCCAUCUUGCACCUCAACGACACCCCGCUGGAGGAUCAGAAAAUUUUUGUCACCCUUUCCAAGAGUAAUAGUUCCCUCCGGGCUACCAAAGGGGCCUCGGUGCCCACCCCGGCCACUCCGACAUCCAGCUACUACUUCUCCAGGGGACGCGUGCCCACUGCUCCUGCCACCUAUUCGCCCUACUGUGCUCGUGGCUGGUAUGAUCGGGAGUAUUGUGAUCAGUACACGUAUGAGCUCUACGAUCGAGCACGAGCAGCGUAUGACCGAGCCCUACCCUCGGCCCCAGCUGCCUACAGAGAAAGGAGCCCAGUGGGGCGGAGGACAUCUACCCCUACUGCCGUAGUGGCCCAAUACACUGACCCCUAUGCUGCUGUUGCGGCUGCAGCGGCCGCCGCCGCGGCCAUGGCUGCAGCGAACCAGACGUACAGCCAAGCCUACAGCCAACCUGGGUACGCCGCUGCUUCGGCUGCUGCAACGUACUCUCAGUACAGUCUAGGAACUGCCUACAAUGUGGCGGAGUACUAUGAGAGGUACGCCAGUGCUUACGCUGACCAGUACGCCCAGACGUUCUGAGAGCACUGCACCCUUCCAGUUAUUUCUUUACAGGCUCUUCCUGGGCAGACUCGGAGCGAUGCCUCCUGGCCGACCAGCCGAGCACUGACUUCCAAGGUUGGUGAUGCUGCAUUUUGUGUGUCCCUCCUUUCCUUCCCCCUCCUCCCCACCAUCCCCAUCUCCUUUCUCUUCCUUUCCUUCCUUCCUCCUUGCCCCCCACGUUUUCGAUCCGAUCCGGUCGAAGAACUGCCACGCCAACCCCGCCUUGCGAAACUGCGAUGGGGCCGAAGACGGUGUUGUCCGUUGUCGUGGGGUUUUUUUCCGAACUCUUCCCUCCGGCCCGGAAUGCCGCACAACCUUUGCACACAACGGCUCCCCCCCUUCCGCCAGCUCCAAUCUUUGCUUGCUGUGUGUUUUGCGUGCUAAGCUUCGAUUCCCUGCCGCCGCCGCCGCCGCCAUGAUGCCGGCCUCUCUAAACCAGGCUAUUUGGGGCUUGGGUUGUUUUUUCCUUUUUCCGCUUUGCUGUAUUCUUGGGUGCUCCCUGGUUUGAUCGAGAUCUCUUCUCUUUUUUAUUUUGUCCCCGUUGAUUUGUUCUCGUUUUAAUUUUGUACAACCGGUUAAAACGAAAUGGGGGUUGCUGGCAGAAAGUUGUUCGCUUCCCUCUCCCUCUGGUUUUUGAGAUGUGAACGAUUAAACGGCUUUCACAGAACCUCUCGCGUCCGCCUCGUCAAAUGCGCGUUGCAGUCGCCCCCCCCUCCUCGAUCCGACUUCACCUCUACCGCCUGCUACCCACUCCUGUCUGCAUGGGAACGGAACGAUCCAGAUUUGGGCCGCGUGGGGCACACCUUUUGCGCUCUCCCACCGCCUACGCCGCCCUCCUCCCCUCCUUUGCUUUCCAAAACGACGGCCCUCUGCACCGCCACCUCCUUUCCCCGCCAGGGGGCUGCUCUCGCCACUAACUCCCCCCCCCCACCCUCUCCCCGGCCGUGAGAGUCAGCCGAACCGUUGCGCCAUCCGAAGCCGUGGUCUUGUGCGAAUGCCGGAUUCCGUCGCUUUUGGCUUUGAGACUAACCGAACACUGCCAGGCCACUGAUGCUGUUUAACCCUG